Messenger RNA from Brenthis ino (lesser marbled fritillary), 429 nucleotides. Lineage: Eukaryota; Metazoa; Arthropoda; Insecta; Lepidoptera; Nymphalidae. The record is from the annotation of a GenBank genome assembly.
AUGGCGUUCACGAUUCUUAUUUUAACGGCUUUUAUAGCUGCUUCAGUAAAUGCUUCUUUUGUAUGGCAAGACGAUGAUGAUUUUGUAAAGAAACCUGAAUUUAAGUUUCACCAAUUCAAUUUUCCAACAUUCCCUCAUUUAAAUUUCCCAAAAUUCCCAACUUUCCCUAAGAUACCACCUAUCGUGAUCCGAUCCCCUGAAGACAUCGCUAAGCAGAGGGGAUCAAAUUUUAAAGGAAUGGCCGUCAGUUCUUCACAUUCAUCCACUAUAGGUAAAGACGGGAAAGUAAUCGAGACUGGUGGUACCACUAUCGUAACUAAUGACAAUGGUGUGGUCCAAAAAAUUGUACUCGGAGAUAAUCCAUCAGAAGUUAUAUCCAUAAGUAAUUUCAAACCAGUAAUACAAUAUAGAUACCAAUUUGGCAACCCA